Symsagittifera roscoffensis is the source of this 4993-nucleotide messenger RNA. RefSeq names its product band 3 anion transport protein-like. The coding region runs from base 98 to 4528 and encodes 1476 amino acids. The transcript is spliced from 24 exons. Gene Ontology annotation, biological process: bicarbonate transport; regulation of intracellular pH; transmembrane transport. Gene Ontology annotation, molecular function: solute:inorganic anion antiporter activity; monoatomic anion transmembrane transporter activity. NCBI's taxonomy places the organism in Eukaryota, Metazoa, Xenacoelomorpha, Acoela, Convolutidae. The record is from RefSeq and is a predicted model, not a curated record. Gene Ontology annotation, cellular component: plasma membrane.
UAAACUUAUUAAAUAGAUAGCUGCAUGAUUCUGUUGAGUGCGGAGCUUUUUAUCUUCUAAGAUUAGAGACAUCGCAACAAAGCCAAUAUCGACGAAAAUGGGAGAAGUUUUUAAUGGCAAUGGAUCUUCUCAUGACACGCCACCCGGAAAUUUCAUUGAGAAUCCACUCAGUGAAAUCCGCGACAGAAAACCGGCGUCCAUUAGCACCUUAGCAACAGACACUCCAGACCCGUUGAAGAGUUCCACGCCAACUGCUGAUGUAACAAAACUGCCCAAAUUUUCUUCGGACAUAACGAAGUCUUUCGCUGAAACUCCAAUAGAUCAUUCAGUGUUGAAUAAAGGGGAUGGAAGUCCUCGUAGCAAAGACGUUGACGCGAUGACAGAUUUGCUAAUGGGAUCCCGAGAACCUGCAGCAUCUUUGUCUCUAUCGGAGGAGAUGUCGGCGAAUGUGGCCAUUCCGACACCAACCGAGAGUUUCGCAAUCAACAGAGAAGAUAUCGAAGGUCAUAAGAACAGUCUGUUUCACAGUCAUCUUCCACUACAAUCAGCUCACAAGAAGCGAAGAAGCUCCUCGUCUGCCAAAGCUACCUCAGGGACUAGUAAAGGAGUCAAUAGAAUGAAGAAACGUUCAUUACAGCAAGCAUCUCCAAAUAGUGACCUUCCGGAUUCGGCACGCAGAAGUCAAGAUGAUGAUGACUCUGUAAAGGUGUCAUAUGGGAGAUCAAGUAGUGUGCCAGCCACAUCUUCUUUGGGCGACACUCCGCGAGUAGUUCAGUUCGCAACUGAAAGUGUACUGAAACCGAUAUCAGAAGAGAAUGUGAAGUUCUCUCUCGGAAGUGACGUUGGUGUGUAUGAGUCAGGCGAUGAUGACCAGGCGGCGACACCUUUAAGGUCACGCAAAACAAGUCGCCAUCAUGCCGCCAUGUUACAAUUGGGACUACCGGAUAGGCCUCUGAGCGACAAUCUUUCGAAGCGUCAGAUUCCGGGUGACAAGGUGCUGCAACAGACCAAUACGCCCAGUUCCGUCCCCUCAGACGUUCAUCUGCAGAUGAAGGAUGACUUCGAACUGCCUGAAGUGGAUCUGGAUCGAGGAAAAAGUCAUCGAUUGGACUAUCAGAGACCUAUGCAUAAGUUCGCUCGUCCGUCUUCCUCGCCCUCUUUCCAUGGAGUUUCUUUUGCAGAGGGGGUCGACCAAGUGCAAAGAGUGCCGUUUGAUCACACCGCACACGAUGUGUUCGUGGAGUUAGACGAACUGAUGAUGGGCGAUGACGGAUUCCAGUGGAAAGAAAAGGCCCGAUGGAUCAAAUACGAGGAGGACGUGGAGCUGGGCGGAGAGUGGGGCAAGCCACACGUGUCCACCUUAUCAUUUCACUCUCUGCUGGAACUGAGACGUCUGUUGGAGCAUGGAGUGGCCUUGUUUGACCUUGAGGAGAAUAGUAUGGAUGGAAUAGUGACUAGUAUUUGUAUGUUGCUGAAAGACAGGGGAUUACUAGGAGAGAGCGAGUGUAAGAAGAUGGAAAAAGUGCUGAUGGGACGCCAUUCACAUCAAGGAGGGGGUGUGAAACGGACCUUUUCGCACGCAGGCUUCAACACGCCGACGACGAGUAAGAAACACUCCUCAUUUAUCCAGAUUGAUCAAGGGGACAAGACUAACGGUGUGAACAAUGGAUCCUCUGACUACAGAAGGACCCAGUCCACACCGGUGCACGCUGCUAACGAAACGCUACAAUCAGUUGAGGUGGAUAAUGGCAAGCUUAAAGACCACAAAGAUUCGAAAGUGGAAUUUUCACCUUCGGUCGAUAUGAUCAAAUUGCGUCACAAAAGCGAUAGUGACGCAGCAGCACUGAGCUCGCUCGACUUCGAAGAGAACGAGAGGGCGAGGGGUUCCGAAAUGGAGCCCUUCUUACACUUCGCCUCCUCAGACCUUGGCGGGGGUCCGCAGGGUAGUCGAAACCCUGAUGAGAAAUUUUACUUCCCGAGCGUCGAGUCACUGUGCGAUGAAACCGAAAAUCGCUCGUGCUCUUCGCUUAGCAUCGAAAGCGUUGUUGACAGUGGCGAAUUGCGAAACGAAGAGGAUUCACAGCAUUCUAAGGAUGUUCUCGUGGGUAUUUCGAGAGAUUGCACUGAAGAUGAAAAGGCGGACAAAAGUGCGACAGGAGAGGGACCGAGUAUGAGUUUUUUGGCAGCCGCAGCCAGUAGGAAACAAAGUGUGUUUUCAAACCUCAUGGCAUUGGGUGGAGGAGGCGGCAAUGAGCGGGGAUCGAACCCGCAAAUGACAGAUAUUGAAAAGCGACUUCCAGAGGGCGCAGAAGUUGCCAAUGUGUGGGUGGGAAGUGUCUCGUUUCUAAAGUCGCCCAUUAUGCUGUUUGUCAGAUUAGCUGAGGGUGUGAUCAUGAGUGAGGUGAGUGAAGUGAGGAUGCCGAUGCGCUUCAUCUUCAUCCUGAUGGGACCCGUGACCAAACAUUUGUUCAUGGAGGACUACCACGAGAUAGGCAGGGCCAUGUCCACACUCAUGAGCUACAAGGACUUCAGAGAGGCUUGUUACGUGGCCAAUGACCCGAAGGAUCUGGUGACCCCAAUGAACGCCUUUCUGGACGGGAGUGUGGUGGUGCCUGCACAUGGAUGGAACAAGGGAAAUGUCACUAAGAUGCUGCAGGACAUCAAAGCCAAGAUGAUCGAAGUGGACCAUCAGAGAAAGCGCAAGAAAAAAAUGGGAGAAAGGCGAGACAGCAGAACCCUAAAGAAGGGCGAAGAGGGGGAUGACGAUGAGUUGCGUCGAAGUAAGCGCUGUCUAGGGGGUCUCAUUCAGGAUGUGAAAAGAAGGUACCCCCUGUACCUGUCGGAUAUAACAGACGCCCUCAAUUUCCAGUGCUUCUCUGUCGUCAUCUUCAUCUUCUUCGCCGUUCUCACCCCAUCUAUCACUUUUGGAGCUGAUGUUGAACUGGACCGAGUGAAUUCGUGGAUGGGAGUGUAUGAGACGAUUCUGGGCUCUGCCAUCGCUGGAGCUCUGUUUGGAUUAUUGAGUGGUCAACCUCUGUUAAUAAUAGGCUGCACUGGUCCAUUGGCAGUGUUCGAGGGAUCCCUCUACGACGUGACGGAAAGUGUGAGUGAGAAGAAUUACAUGCCUUUCCGCUGCUGGGUUGGACUGUGGCUCUUCCUUAUCUGUGCUCUGACUGCUGUGCUGGAACUGAGUUUUGUGCUCAAGUAUUUCACCCGCUUCACGGAGGAGAUAUUUGCUAUGCUUGUGUCGCUCAUUUUCUGUGUGUCUGUCAUUCGCAACCUUAUUAAGAUCUUCGAAGACCACCCUCUAGGAAUAAAUGAAGACUGCCAAGUGCCGUAUGUGCUGAACCAGUCUUAUGUGGACCAAUGUGUAGUCGUGGAACCCACAAGUGCUGCAAUCUGUUCUAAUCAGUCCUCCAUAUUCGGUCCCUUCACUCCAGAUGAGGACUAUUGUUGCAAUGAGCCAGGAAGCUCAUCUUCGACGCCCAACACAGCUCUGCUGAGUUUGAUCCUCACAGGUGGCUGCUUCAUCAUCGCAUACUUUCUCAAACAGUUCAGAAGUUCCCCUUUUCUCGGUCCACGCGUGCGAAAGGCGCUGGGUGAUUUCGGAGUGCCAAUUGCCAUUCUUUUGAUGACGGGACUGGAUAUGAUCUUGAAUGACAAAAUUUACACCAAGAAACUGAACUUCCCUGAAUCCUUUGAGCCGACGAAGAACGAGGACAAAACUAACUUCACUCGAAACUGGGUCAUCUCUCCUUUUGACCUUGAGAAAGAGUACUGGUGGAUGGCUUUGGCCGCAUUUGUGCCCGCUGUUCUUGUAUUCUUUCUCAUGUUCAUCGAGAUACAAAUCACAGCGAGAAUCUUGAACAAGAAGGAACACAAUUUGCAGAAAGGAACUGGCUACCAUCUGAACAUUUUGGUCAUCGGCUUGUCUGGCAUCAUCUGUGGCGUGCUUGGCUGUCCGUUUGUGACAGGUGCCACAAUUAGAAGUGUGAGCCAUACCAGUGCUCUGAUUGUGUCUGAUCCCCAUCAUGCACCUGGUGAGAAGCCGAAGAUGUCUGUGAUUGAACAGAGAGUCACCAGUUUCCUCGUCAAUGUCCUCCUCGGUCUGUCGAUACUUUUGAAGUCAGUGCUCAGUCACGUGCCAUACUCAGUGCUCUAUGGAGUGUUCUUUUACAUGGGAGUUGCCUGUCUGGGAUCUCUCCAGUUCUACGACAGAAUCAAACUGAUGUUUAUGCAGCGAAGAAACUACCCUUCAGUGCCAUACGUGCGAAACGUGAGUGGAUUGAAAGUGCACCUGUUCACGAUUAUUCAGAUUGCAGUUGUGGCAAUUUUGUGGGCUGUGAAGGAGUCGCCGAUUUCGAUUUUCUUCCCCUUCUUCCUGAUUCUGUUGGUUCCUGUCAGACUGAAGUUGUUGCCCAAAUUUUACACUGAAGUGGAACUGGCUGCUCUGGACAGCGAAGAAGUAGACGGUGCCGUGGAGCAGGACGAUUUCGACUAUAAUGUGACCGCGCACAUGCCGUACUAGUCUACUACACAUCUACUCAACUACACCAAACCAAACCUCUAAUCAAGCCACAACUAUUUCACGAAACGGAUAAUAUUUGCACGAAUAACGAACUAUUCGGCCGAAGUGAACAUCUAUGGGGUCAAACGGAAUGGCAUUUUUCGGACGGACUGCUUUUCGGAUAAGUUUUGACCAGGCGGUCUUUUAGAUGUACCCCACUUCUGAGCAGUCUUCCCUUCACAAUCUUGAAGCAGAUUAAUCGCAAUUGUUUGUUGCAGUCUCUUUUCUUCCACUAACCUGAAUGAAACUCUCUCUCCUCCACACCAAUAUCCAUUUCCUAUCAAAAUUCAUAUAUUUUUCUAUGCGAUUUUGCUGUAGCUGUGUGAAUAUAGAGUUCAGUUAUCUCAUUACGUUAAUGAAGUUGUAGGCAAAACGUGAAUAAUUGUUCUGUUUUUGUUCUGAACGUGUAUUUUAAUUUAGAAUCAA